AUGGCAGAGACUCUUUUGGCCUUUGGAGUGGAGAAGCUAUGGGACCUUCUUGUCCGAGAAUCUGAUCGAUUUCAGGGAGUUGAAGAGCAAUUUGAUGAGUUAAAAAGUGAUAUGAACAUGUUAAGGUGCUUUUUGGAAGAUGCAGAUGCCAAGAAACAUUCAAGUGCAAUGGUGAGAAACAGCUUGAAAGAGAUUAAGGAAAUUGUGUGUGAUGCAGAGGAUAUAAUCGAAACCUUUCUUCUAAAAGAAGAACACGGAAAGAAAAGUGGCAUCAGGAAGCGUGUGGAAAGAUUGGCUUGGGUUAUAGUGGAUCGUAGGGGACUUUGUUCAGAUAUAAGAGCCAUCAGUAAGAGGAUCUCUAAGGUGAUCCGUGAUAUGCAGAGUCUUGGCGUACAACAGGUCAUUGCCAUUGAUGGGUAUACGCAGUCUCUACAGGAAAGACAAAGGGAAAUGCGAAAAACGUUUUCUAACGACAAUGAAACCGUUCUUGUUGGGUUGGAGGGAAACGUUCAGAAAUUGGUGGGCUAUUUGGUGGAGGAAGAUAUCAAUACUCAAGUGGUUUCUAUAACCGGGAUGGGUGGUAUUGGUAAAACCACCUUAGCGCGGCAAGUUUUUAAUCAUGAGAUGGUAAAAAAACAUUUUGAUGGACUUGUGUGGGUAUGUGUUUCACAACAGUUUAGAAGACAGUAUGUGUGGCACACGAUCUUGCAGAAACUUUGUCCAGAAUAUAUAAUAACAGAGAAGCCAACAGAAGAGCAACUUCAAGAAAAACUCUUUCAAGUGUUGGAAACUCAAAAAACUUUGAUUGUCCUUGAUGAUAUAUGGAGAGAAGAAGAUUGGGACAGAUUAAAGCCAAUUUUUCCACCCGAAAAAGGUUGGAAGGUAUUACUUACUUCUCGUAACGAGGGUGUCGCAUUACGAGCAGAUCCAGCAUGUUAUAUCUUCAAACCAAACUCUCUAACUCUCGAGGAAAGUUGGAUAAUUUUUCAAAAGAUAGCAUUUCCCAGAUACAACACUAUAGAAUAUAAGGUUGAUGAAGAAAUGGAAGAGAUGGGUAAAGAGAUGAUCAAACAUUGUGGAGGACUACCAUUGGCUGUUAAGGUGUUAGGUGGGUUAUUGGCUACACAAUACACACUACGUGAGUGGAAAAGGAUAUAUGAGAACAUUAGAUCUCACAUCGUCGGAGGGACUAGCUUCAAUGACAGAAACAUCAGUUCAGUUUAUCAUGUUCUAUAUCUGAGUUUUGAAGAGCUCCCUGUUUAUUUGAAGCAUUGCUUCCUCUAUCUAGCCCAUUUUCCAGAAGAUUUUCUAAUAAAUGUAGAGAAUUUGUCCUACUACUGGGCUGGAGAAGGAAUACCAAGACCAAGGUCUUACGAUGGAGCAACCAUUCGAGAAGUCGGAGAUGCGUACAUGGAAGAGCUAGUGAAGAGAAACAUGGUUAUUUCUGAAAGAGAUGUAGGUACUUCAAGAUUUGAGACAUGUCACCUGCAUGACAUGAUGAGAGAAGUUUGUCUCCUUAAAGCGGAAGAAGAAGAUUUCGUACAUAUUAUUGAUGCACGUACUGUCACUUCAACUGCACAUUCUCAUCAAUCUCGUAAAUCUCGCAGACUCGUUGUACAGUGUGGUGGUAGCUCAGGGUAUUACAGGAGUCCAAAACUUAAAUCCCUCUUGUUUAUUACAGGAGUUCCGUUCCGUUUAUGCUUUACUAGGUUACAGUUGAUGAGAGUUCUAGAUCUUUCUGGAGGCAGUUUUGGACAUAAAUUAUCAUUCUACAUUGGAAAGCUCAUCCACUUGAGAUUCUUGAGUUUACAAGGAGCUAGGAUGUCUAAGCUACCUUCAACUAUACGGAAUCUAAAGUUGCUCCUCUAUUUGAAUCUAAAUAUUUGGUAUUCUCAAUCGCCACCAGUUUAUGUGCCCAAUGUCUUGAAAGAAUUGAGAGAAUUGAGAUACCUUUCAUUGCCCGCAGGAGGAAUGCAUGAUAAGACAAAUUUGGAAUUGUGUGAUCUAGUCAACCUGGAGACCUUGGAGAAUUUUUCAACAAACCAUAGCAAUGUGAGUGAUCUUCACUGUAUGACAAGGCUAAGGACUCUCUCAAUCAUAUUCAACGCGGACGAGUGUACUAUGGUUACUCUAUUUUCGUCUCUAGGUGAACUGAGACAUCUGGAAAAUCUUACUAUAAGCGAUACAAGAGAUCGAUACAAAGAGCACAAGUUGAUGAUACAUAUACCAAGGUUACCUGAUGUGCAACACUUUCCUUCACAGCUUACAACCAUAACUCUAAGUCUAAGUUAUUGUUGUUACGAGGAGGAUCCGAUGUCGAUUCUAGAGAAGCUCCUUCACUUAAAUGCAGUUAGUUUAUGUCAUACCGUUUUUCUUGGGAGGAGAAUGGUUUGCUCCAGCGGUGGGUUUCCUCAGUUGCGAAGUCUAAUAUUAAAAGGAAUAAGACAGUUAGAAGAGUGGAUAGUAGAAGAAGGGUCUAUGCCAAUUCUUCAUACUGUGUCGAUUAGUGACUGUAAGGAGUUAAUGGAGCUUCCUGAUGGGAUGAGAUUUAUCACUUCUUUGAAGGAACUGAACAUCGUCAAAGUUGAGGGAGAAUUUUUGGAGAAACUGGAAAAGGAUGGAGAAGAUUAUUACAAAGUCCAACACAUUCCUCUUUUGAACUUAAGUUUGACAUAA
Molecule: messenger RNA, 2676 nt
Organism: Microthlaspi erraticum
Lineage: Eukaryota; Viridiplantae; Streptophyta; Magnoliopsida; Brassicales; Brassicaceae
Source: the annotation of a GenBank genome assembly